Molecule: messenger RNA, 2778 nt
Organism: Stegastes partitus (bicolor damselfish)
Lineage: Eukaryota; Metazoa; Chordata; Actinopteri; Pomacentridae
Gene: wls
Product: Wnt ligand secretion mediator
Exons: 13
Coding region: 183-1943 (586 amino acids)
Biological process (GO): intracellular protein transport; Wnt protein secretion; Wnt signaling pathway
Cellular component (GO): organelle membrane; endomembrane system
Molecular function (GO): Wnt-protein binding
Source: RefSeq, a predicted model, not a curated record
UUUUUUCCUCCUCCUUCUAAGUUGAAAGGCAGGAGCAGAGCGGUGGAGGGGCCCAGCUCGCCGUCAGACUUGCCGUGGAUGCAGCGUUUCUUCGUCCUUCUUCUUUUUUUUCUCUUUUCUUCUCCUUCUUUUCCACAUUUACUGAGUUUCUCGCUCCUUCGUGACAUUUCCACUCCGUCGCCAUGGCGGGGGCUAUCAUCGAGAACAUGAGCACCAAAAAGUUGGUGAUAGUGGGAGUUACUCUGCUUUUGUUCCAGGCGUUUGCCUUCAUGGUGGGCGGUUUAAUUGCUCCCAGCCCCACCACAGCGGUCCACUACAUGGCCACCAAGUGUGUGGACACAGUCAAGCACCGACAAGACUCAAAGUGGUUUAUGCCUUGGGGUCCUAACCAGUGUGAAAAGAUCCGGUCCUUUGACGAGGCCAUGGCGAAGAAGAUCGAGGCAAACAACAUUGUGUUUGCCGUCCACAUUCCUCUGCCCAACAAGGAGAUGAGCCCGUGGUUCCAGUUCAUGCUGGUCAUCCUGCAGUUUGACAUUGCAUUUAAGGUGUACAACCAGAUAGUGGAUGGAUCCGUGGUCACGAUCGACGUCGGCCUGGCCUACAGAGACGACUCCAUCAGCGAGUGGACGGAGAUGGCUCAUUCUUUUGAACACAGGAAGCUCAACUGCAACUUCACCGCCGCCAAGACCCAUGAGAACGAGGGCCGCUACUAUGAGUGCGACUUGCUGCCCUUCAUGGAGGUGGGGAGCGUGGCCCACAAAUACUAUCUCCUCAAUAUCCGCCUACCUGUGAACGAGCGCAAGAAGGUCAAUGUGGGAAUUGGAGAAAUCAAAGACAUCCGCCUUGUUAGCAUCCAUCAGAACGGAGGCUUCACCAAAGUGUGGUUUGCCAUGAAGACGUUCCUCACGCCCAGCAUCCUCAUCAUCAUGAUCUGGUACUGGAGGCGCAUCACCCUCAUGAGCAGACCUCCUGUCCUCCUGGAGAAGGUGAUCUUCGCUCUGGGCAUCUCCAUGACCUUCAUCAACAUCCCAGUGGAGUGGUUCUCUGUGGGCUUCAACUGGACCUGGAUGCUGCUUUUUGGAGACAUCAGGCAGGGCAUCUUCUACUCCAUGCUGCUUUCCUUCUGGAUCAUCUUCUGCGGGGAGCAUCUCAUGGAAACACAGUUCUUUGAAGCAGAGGUUCUGGGUGGAGGAGAGCUGAAGAUGUGUGAACUCUGUCUGCCAGUCAUCAAAAUCUUCCCUGAACUUGGCCGUCCUCCUACAAAAAAAUCGCAGGACCAGACGGAGAGGAACCGUUUCUCGGUGUACUGGAAGCAGGUGGGACCCAUCGUGUUCGGCUCCUUCUGCCUCUUCAUCUUUGACAUGUGCGAGAGAGGCGUCCAGCUUACGAACCCCUUCUACAGCAUCUGGGCGUCUGACGUUGGAACAGAGCUGGCUAUGGCGUUCAUAAUCGUGGCAGGGAUCUGUGCCUGUCUCUACUUCCUCUUCCUCUGCUUCAUGGUGUUUCAGGUCUUCCGCAACAUCAGCGGGAAGAGGACGUCCCUGCCCGCCAUGUCCAAGGCCAGACGCCUGCACUACGAGGGUCUCAUUUUCAGGUUCAAAUUCCUCAUGCUGGUCACUCUGACCUGUGCUGCCAUGACGGUCAUCUUCUUCAUCAUCAGUCAGGUGAACGAGGGUCACUGGCACUGGGGAGAGCACACGGUGCAGGUGAACAGCGCCUUCUUCACCGGCAUCUACGGCAUGUGGAAUCUGUACGUCUUCGCCAUCAUGUUCCUCUACGCGCCGUCUCACAAACGCUACGGAGAUGAGCAGACAAGUGGUCAGUGCAUCACCGGUGAUGCCGGAGCAAACAGCGGAGAGGACAUCCAGCUGACCACUACCAUCACCCAUGUGGACGGUCCCACUGAGAUCUACAAGAUGACUGGCAAAGAGUCGCAGGAGUAGAUCUACUGAGACUCCCAUCUACUGCUCCCAUGGUAUACAGCAUAUCUAAUCAAACAGGUUCCUCUCUGUAUGUCCCCUGGCCCUAAACCACAGUCCAGUUUGCAUGUGACUACCGGUCCCACAGCCCUGUUUCUAGCACCUGAGCUUGUCCACAUGCUCCCUGCUCCAGAAGUCCCUGCUGUGUUUGUUAGACUCUCAACACUCCUAUCAGUCCGUCUCAUUUCAUUUCAUUGUGGAAUUCCUUCUUACAUUUCACACUUUAUGUGAGCUCAGUUGUGUUUGUACAUGUUGCACAACGCCUUUCACGCCAAGCCCGGUACUGAAAAGCUGCUUUAUUGAGAAAUUCGAGUGUAAAGAAAACCGUUUCUCUGCGGUCAGAGAAGUCCUGCUCCCUACUGCAGUGGUUUGUUUCACUGCGUCAUCGGUAAAAACCUGAGCUAAAGAAGACGGACCGCAAGACGUUGGAACCAUUUGGUUUGAUGUUUUGCUCUAUUACAUGUUAUUUACUCAUUCAAGGCCUUAGAACCUGUCAUACGUACACAUUUCAUAAAGCGUAGAUCAUGUGGAGUACUGCUGUCGCUCUUAGUCUUUGUUUUGUAUCACUGGGGGUAAUGUACAGACCACGUAGCCACUUUGGGAAAUGCAUCCUGUACGUUCAUCAUGUUACAAUGUAGAUAUCUAUUUUUUAUAAAGUGCUUAUUCUCAACUUCACAAAAUAUACGCAUUGAGCUUUAUCAAUAUUUUUGAAGUUGACUGUAGCCUAUUACACAUGAUUCCUUUUUUUUGUUUUGUUUUGCUUUUUAAGCUAAUUUAAAUAAAAAAAACUUUUACUUAA